AUGGGGUUCCCACCCACUAACUGCUGUUCUGCUUCUGUGACAGGAGCUUUGCUUUCCCACCAAGUUCCUGUUUUCCUCCAAGAAGUUCCUGCUCACAACACUAUAAAAACCCCUGAGUUUGAAAGCCUGUUGGAGGCCCCAGAGAGUUCUCCUGGAGGACACUGUCGCGGCACAGAUCAGAGCAGCCCUGACUCCGGAGGCCACCCUGAAGAGGUUCCGGGACCCUUGUCUUGCUGUGUGCUCUUGGUGGCCAAUGCAGCUAUCUGUCUGGGACUAGGGGCUAAAUUUUAUUCGUGGAAAAAGUCUUGCAAGGUGCAAGGACACGGAGCGGACCACCUCCUGGGAAGCAACGGAUUCCGUGCCGGACUCCACACAGGAGGCUCCUCCUCCUCAGACGUGAUUCCAGGCCCCCCUGGCACCCCUGGCACUCCAGAAGAAGGAGCUUCACUCCGAGGCUCAGCCCCAGGGAAAACCUCCUCCCAGCCCGCUGCAGUCUUCCCCUUAAGGUACCUAGGACAAGGGUAUGGGAUUAUGUAUGUCCCGUCCACCACCACUGAUGUGUUUAAUUGGCAAUCUCAACUUGCACCUUUCUCUAAGGAUCCGCAGGCUAUUUAUAAUUUAAUUAGAAAUAUUAUUAAUACUCAAACCCUAAUUUGGAUGAUAUGCAACAAUUGUUAGAUGUCCUCUUUACCAUGGAAGAAAGAGAAAGGAUCAGGUGGGAGGCUGAAUUGGCAGCCGUCAGAAUGGAUGAUUCCAACCAGGCACAAGGUCUGCAGGAAGUUGUCCCGGAUACCCGUCCCAAGUGG
Messenger RNA from Fukomys damarensis (Damara mole-rat), 806 nucleotides. RefSeq lists its product as uncharacterized. The record is from RefSeq and is a predicted model, not a curated record. Bases 1 to 678 code for a protein of 225 amino acids. Lineage: Eukaryota; Metazoa; Chordata; Mammalia; Rodentia; Bathyergidae. Gene Ontology annotation, biological process: viral process. The transcript has 3 exons.